GAUUGAGAUGCUGGAGCGUCUGUGGCUGUCUGGUAUCUGUCACAAUGACAAGAUUGAGGUGAUGAGCAGUAAGCUGGACAUAGACAACAUGGCGGGUGUCUUCUACAUGCUGCUGGUGGCUAUGGGGCUCAGUCUGCUGGUAUUUGCCUGGGAGCACCUGGUCUACUGGAGGCUCAGACACUGCAUGGCUACCAGCUCUGGGAGACUGGACUUCCUACUGGCCAUCAGUAGGGGCAUGUACAGUUGUUGUAGCUUUGAGGAUGAAACCACGCCAGGCGGGGCCAAAUCCUCCAUGGCUAUGCUACCCCACCAUCAUGGCACCAUGGUAACAGUCCCGCCCCCGCCACACUUGGUCAGUGCGUCAUCAACCAACCCGGCCCUGACCAUGGCGCAGCAGCAACAGCAGCAACAGUCACAGCCCGUCUACAAAACACARCUACCUGGAUCCCCUCCCACCGUGGUGCAUUCUGGGACAGCGCUGGGGCCCUCCAACACUCCCAUGCUGGGGGCGCCCCUGCCCUGCUCCACAUUCCUCCCCCGGMCCGAUCGCAGACUGGCUGUGGUGGACCGCUGGAGGCUGCCCAAGGCCGGGAACGCCACCAACCCCAUGGCUGUCCGCGGGGCCGUCGCAGACAUGGGGCCCUUCCCCCAGAAAGUGGCUCCGACCUGGGGCACGACAGCUGGAGGAGUGGGGGUUGGUGGUGGUGGUGGUGGGGGGCUGGAUGGAUAUAAACGCUACUAUGGACCCAUCGACCCUGAGGGUCUGGGGCCCUGUAUGGACCAGCCGGCAGGGUCCCAGACCCCCAAAACAGGGAAGGGAGGGGUCAAACCUUUGGGGACGCCUCGGCUGCCUCCUAAAAGCCAAGCCGUGGGCGUGACCCCAGUCCCUCUGCCCACUAACCCCCCGCUGCCACAACCCUCCCCCCCUCUCCCCUCAUCCUUUUGGAGGAAGCRCCGGCCCAAGAAGCCCAAAGAGCCAGGCGGGCCUCUGUACGAGAACAUCCUACCACUGGGGCGCAGGGGAGGAGGAAGGGAUGGAGCGAGGGAUGGUGGAGGGAGGAGGGGACACCCCCUCUCUCCUCCUCUCCCGCUCCCCGUAACCGUGCCCAUGUCCCCCACCUACACUCCCCCUUCCCCCUCCACCUCACUCCCCUACACCAGCUCAACUUCCUCCUCUUCCUCUAACACAUCGUCCACCUCUUCCUCUACCUCCUCCUCUCGCUCCUCCUCUCCUUCCUCCUCCUCCUCCUUGACCUCUCAGAGCACGCGGGAAGGUUUGGACGCAGAGGAGGAUGAUGAGGAUGAGGAGCUGACCGAGGAGUCCAGCCUUCUCCUGGGGAGGGGGAGGGACAGACAGCGUUCAAUUAUCUCCUCUCGCUCCCUCAGUCACGGGCGCCAGCCACCACCUAUACCACCCCGAAAACCACRCCCUGCCCGAGGGGAGAGAGACAGGGAGAGGGAGAGAGGAGGUAGCCAGUUGGCCCAGUUACAGGAGUGGUGGGCGGGCUGGGGUGAGAGAGAGAGGGAUCGCAGUGGAGGAGGAGGAGAUGACGAGAGGAAACGAGAGAAGAAGAGGAGGAAAGAUAAAGAGAAGAAGAAAAAGAAGAAGAAGAGGAAAAAGAGGGAGGAGAGGGAACGAGAGAGAGACAAAGAGAGGAAGAGACGGAAGGUGAAAAAGAAGCGGAAGAAGAAGGCGCUGAAGACGAAGAAGAGGAAGAAAUCGACUGGGCGUUCCGAGCAAGAAGAGGGGGAUGUGGAGGCAGAUAGGGAKGGAGAGGGGGAUGGAGGGAGAGAAGGAGGGAUGCCAGACUACUCUUCCUUUCCAAACCAGUAUCGUAGUACGUUUGGGGAGAAAGGGAGAGAUUCAGCAUGGGCAGGAGAGAGGGAGCGAGGAAGGAGGGAGGGAGAAGAGGAAGAGGGGGGUGAUAGAGAGGAGGAUAGCAGCAGGAGCAGGGAGAGGCRGCCCAAAUCAUCCCGUUCCCACUCCAGACAUCGACCCCCCAGUAAGCGCUACCCCAAACUCCCCKCCUCGGUCAAGUUCUGGGUGAGCGGAGGAAACGGGGAAGGGGGGGACCCCAACUCUGGAACACMCCCCUCMUCCCUCCCUCCCCUCAUCCCACUCUCCAAGAGGCGGAGGAGUGGAGGGGUGGAGAGAAGGGAGGGAGGGAGAGAAGGAGAGAAGAGGCCUCUGUUGAUGCACUAUGAGAAAGGCAGGGCUAACACCCAGGAGGGGCUCUCCUUCCAUGAGUGGGACUCUGAGGAGGAUGAUGAGCAAGAUGUGGAGGAGGAGAGGCAGAGAGACAGAGCGAGGGAACGGGUGGAGGAGAGGGUGAGGAGGGCGGGUGGGAGAGGUGCUGUGUCAGAGUCAGAAAGAGACAGGGCGAGAGCAGAGGAGAGUUACUCUGAUGAGGGCUCAUCAGGGGGGUUUGGGCGAUUUGAGAGCCAGUACCCCCACCCCCAUGUGCACCCGCACCCCCAAGGGCGGUCACACGGCCAUGGGAAGAGAGGAAGCACGGCCCUGUCCCACAGCCAGGAGGAGCUGCUCCCCCACUGCCACAGCUUCAGCGGGGGCUCACGGCCCAAACCCCCUCCCAAACCAGACCAGGGCCAGGCCAAUGCUAAGCUCCUGUACCAGAGACUACGAUCAGUGCCUCAGCCCGGACGCUUCUACUCCCCCCACCUGCCACUCAAGGCCAAGAGCCUAUGCUCCCGACGAGGCUCCGCCCAUUUCUCCAGCCUGGAGAGCGAGGUAUGA
This is a messenger RNA of Salvelinus sp. IW2-2015, 2755 nucleotides long. NCBI's taxonomy places the organism in Eukaryota, Metazoa, Chordata, Actinopteri, Salmoniformes, Salmonidae. The record is from RefSeq and is a predicted model, not a curated record.